Gastrolobium bilobum is the source of this 2103-nucleotide messenger RNA. RefSeq names its product pentatricopeptide repeat-containing protein At1g53600, mitochondrial. Gene Ontology annotation, molecular function: protein binding; RNA binding. The transcript has a single exon. The record is from RefSeq and is a predicted model, not a curated record. NCBI's taxonomy places the organism in Eukaryota, Viridiplantae, Streptophyta, Magnoliopsida, Fabales, Fabaceae. Gene Ontology annotation, biological process: RNA modification. Bases 1 to 2103 code for a protein of 700 amino acids.
AUGAAACACCACUCCAUAAACUUACACCAACGAAUUGUUAAGUUGAAGCUUAGUCAAAACCAUUUUGACUCUGCAAAAAGUGGUGGUAAAGGCAGCAAAUUUCUGAUUCAGUGCAACACCCAGAUAGCAGAAAAUGGACGAAACGGCAACGUCAAAGAGGCUGAAACGAUAUUCCGCAUGAUGCCCAGAAAAAACACUGUCUCUUGGACUGCCAUGCUCACUGCCUAUGCCCAAAAUGGCCAAAUCGAAAGUGCCCGCAAGGUGUUCGACGAAAUUCCUGAACCAACUACUGCUUCGUAUAAUGCUAUGAUCUCUGCUUAUAUCCGCAACGGUUGCAAUGUAGGCGAGGCUUAUAAGCUUUUUUCCGUGUUGGGUGAACGCAACUUUGUGUCAUAUGCUGCCAUGAUCACGGGUUUUGUUAAGGCAGGGAAUUUCAACCGGGCUGAGGAAUUGUACCGUGAGGCUCCCCAUGAGUUCCGGGAUCCGGUUUGCUCGAAUGCAUUGAUAAAUGGGUACUUGAAGAUGGGUGAAGUUAAUGAGGCUUUGCGGGUUUUUGAGAAAAUGGGUGAGAGGGAUGUGGUUUCUUGGAGUGCCAUGGUUGAUGGUUUGUGCAGGGAUGAGAGGGUUGCUGGUGCUAGGAACUUGUUUGACAGGAUGCCUGAGAGAAACGUGGUUUCUUGGAGUGCAAUGAUAGAUGGGUACAUGGAGAAAGGAUUCUUUCAAGAAGGGUUUUAUUUGUUUUUGGAUAUGAGGAAGGAAGGCCUUGUUGGAGUUAAUUCCACUACCAUGACUAUUGUGCUUAAAGCAUGUGGAAGUUGUGGUAGGAUGCCAGAGGGCAUGCAGAUACAUGGGUUGGUUUCGCGCAUGGGAUUUGAAUUUGACAAUGUUUUGAGUAAUUCUAUUAUUACUAUGUAUUGCAUGUUUGGAUGCACACACAUGGCAAGCAAAAUAUUUUGUACCAUGAGCAACAAAGACAAUGUUACUUGGAAUUCCUUAAUUUCUGGAUAUGUUCAUAACAAUGAAGUAGAAGCAGCUUACAGGGUUUUUGAGAGGAUGCCAGAGAAAGACUUGAUUUCUUGGACAGCCAUGAUCACGGGAUUCACUAAGAGUGGAAGAGUUGCAAAGGCCAUAGAGCUGUUUGAUAUGUUGCCAGAAAAAGAUGAUUUUGUUUGGACGGCCGUUAUAUCUGGGUUUGUGAAUAAUAAGGAGUAUGAGGAAGCUUUGCAUUGGUAUGCUCAGAUGAACCGGCAAGGAUGCAGGCCUAAUCCUUUAACUAUGAGCAGUGUUCUAGCUGCUUCAGCUGCUUUGGUAGCAUUGAAUCAAGGGCUUCAGAUUCAUAGUUGUGUUCUAAAGAUGAACCUAGAAUAUAAUCUCUCCGUACAAAACUCUCUUAUAUCAUUUUACUCUAAGUGUGGAAAUGUAAUUGAUGCCUACAGGAUCUUCAUAGAUGUCACUGAACCAAAUGGUGUCUCUUAUAACUCAAUCAUUAAUGGGUUUGCACAAAAUGGACUUGGUGAAGACGCUCUCAGUAUCUAUAAAAAAAUGCGGAGUGAAGGCCUUGAACCCAAUCAUGUUACUUUCCUUGCUGUUCUUUCGGCCUGUUCUCAUGCAGGACUAAUUGAAGAGGGAUGGAAUUUAUUUAACACAAUGAAAUCUCAUUAUGGAAUUGAACCAGAAGCUGAUCAUUAUGCAUGCAUAGUUGAUCUCCUUGGCCGUGCUGGUUUGCUAGAUGAAGCUAUUGAUUUAAUCCGUUCAAUGCCAUUAAAGCCCCAUUCUGGUGUUUGGGGUGCUAUUCUUGGUGCAAGCAAGACCCACCUACGUCUCGACCUUGCUAAGCUUGCAGCUCAACAUAUUACUGAGCUGGAGCCUGCAAAUGCAACUCCUUAUGUAGUAUUAUCCAGCUUGUAUUCUGCUGCUGGGAAAAAGAUUGAGGGUGACUUAGUAAGAAAGACAAAAAAUUUAAAGGGAAUAAAAAAAAAUCCAGGUUGUAGUUGGAUUACUAUGAAAGAUGAGAUUCAUCUGUUUCUUGCAGGGGAUCAAUCACAUAAGAAUAUUGAAGAGAUAAAAGCUACCCUAUUGACUAUGGAUAAGGAGAUGCAGUAG